GGGAUGACGCACAUACCAUUUCAGAUACAAUCCUGCGUCGCGUCAACGAAUGCGGCAUCCAGUGAUUUGGGCAUGCUGUUCAUGACAGCCAGUGAACGACGUUUGUAGUCUGGGAAUCAUGGUGUCCCUAUAACCCGCUCAUCAACAGCAGAACCUGGAAGUUAUUCAGGCAUGCAGCACACCUAUGCCCAGGGCCUCCGAGUAGCCACUCUCCGACUCCGACUCGUGCGCGUUGUGCCUGCACCCUUGGUAUUGCCGCCCGCCGUCUGUCCGCCCUCCCUGCUCGUAGCUACGUCCGGGCCCAUGGUCCGCUCGUCAGCUACGCUUUACGGUGGCACUUUGCCCUGCAUGCUCGCACGCCUCUGCGCACGCGUACGUCAGCCGUGCCUGCGUGCAGUAAGUGUUCGCCCAUCGCGCUCGCGGUUGAUGUGUGCGCUGUCGCCUGCGGGCUCUCCCACCCAUCCACUCGCUUGCCUAUCCGAUUGCCCGUCCACGCCUGCUCGCCCGCCUGCCCGCUCGCUCCGCGCGCGUCCGUCGGCCGUGUCUGCGUGCUGGGCAUUCGCCCGGUGCGCUCGUGGUCGGUGUGUGUAUCGCGCUUCAUGGCGCCACGGCGACUGCGCCCUGCGCCUGCCACAUUCUCCCAUCCGUCCGAUUCCUUCGCUGAUGCACCCGUGGUCCGGUCGUCGGCCGUGUUUGUGUGCUGGGCUUAUGCCCUGCGCGUUCACGGUCAACGUGUGUUCUGUGUGCCCGGACCUGCCGACCAUACCCCACGCCCGUUCUUAGCCAGCUCGCUCGCGUGCAAUAAUGGCACUCAUCUUCGUGUCU
This is a messenger RNA of Fomitopsis serialis, 825 nucleotides long. RefSeq lists its product as uncharacterized. Bases 172 to 783 code for a protein of 203 amino acids. NCBI's taxonomy places the organism in Eukaryota, Fungi, Basidiomycota, Agaricomycetes, Polyporales, Fomitopsidaceae. The record is from RefSeq and is a predicted model, not a curated record. The transcript has a single exon.